Molecule: messenger RNA, 2557 nt
Organism: Amborella trichopoda
Lineage: Eukaryota; Viridiplantae; Streptophyta; Magnoliopsida; Amborellales; Amborellaceae
Gene: XRCC3
Product: homolog of X-ray repair cross complementing 3 (XRCC3)
Biological process (GO): resolution of mitotic recombination intermediates; telomere maintenance via recombination; t-circle formation
Cellular component (GO): replication fork; Rad51C-XRCC3 complex
Molecular function (GO): ATP-dependent DNA damage sensor activity; ATP binding; four-way junction DNA binding
Source: RefSeq, a predicted model, not a curated record
GAGAUAAAUGAGAAAAAAAGGUAUAGAAUACAUAAUUCUAUUGGAAUGUACUUGCAAGUCCAAACUCUUGGGCCAGCUGGGCUCCGCGUUCACCUCUGAAGCUGUUCCAGCGAGCAGCCCAUUCAUUCCUUCUCCCUCCCCAGCUCGUUCAGUCUACUCUCAUUCCUAGGUCUUCGAUAUGUCCGCCUGAUCGAACGGAUAGGGCUAGUUGCAUCGCCAGUAGGGCGAUUCUCGAAAUUCCUUCGCGGCAGUGUAUAUGCAGAUACUUCAGGGAGCUAAUAAGGUAGGCAACCGGCCGGACAUGGGAUGGGUUAGCUUGGCUCGGGACCCCACCGGCUCUGGGCUGGAGCUGAUUGGAUUGGCUCAAGUUUUUCAAGACCAGGCUGCCUGGCUUCUAGAGCUGACUAAAUAAGAGACGCCCCAACAAAGCUAAAAAAACAAGUUGAAACUAGGAGACACCAAUACAGUUUGAAAAGUUCGAUUAAGAAAUAUGCCAGUUUUCAAAAAAGCGACCAUAGUUUCAAAGGAAUUUCCAGCAUGUAUUCCUUUCGGGGUUUUAUUUUUUUGGGUGCAAGAAUUCAGUGAGAAAUUUAGGCAUAUGUACCUCCAAGUUAUUGACUUAUUGUUGCUUAAAAUAUCGAUUCUCAAAGUUUAAUAUCAUUGGCCAUACUUUUUUUUUUUUCGAAAUAACCUUUAUAUGUGACUUUCAAGGUCCAUGGUUAAAACUUCACAUCUCUCGCAUGUGAAAAGAAAAGAAAUGAAUAGAAAAACUUUAUUGACUUCGGAUCUUGAAGGUUUGAUGGCCCUUUGGGUACUUGAAACUCAUGUUAAUAAAUUAAAAAUAAAUUUGGACCUUGAAGGUACCAAGUUUUAGGCUUCAGAACUUUGAGGUCUGAAAUAACCACAAUUUAAAAAAAAAGAAAAGAAGAAAAAGAACUAAAAAGAUGAAUAUGAACCUCAAAUCAAACUAUGGAGGGAGAUUUUCUAAAGGAAAAAGACGGGGACAUAUGAAUAAAAAUUACUUAACUUCUCAUGCUCGCCUAUUCUGUUUCCCGCCUUAAAAACUAUGAAUUCCAAACCCUAUUUAAACUAUUAAAUCUCUCUUUCUCUCUCUUUUUUUAGAAGGACCCGGUUUCUACGUGGCCCAGCUCGCAUAUUUAGAAAUGCCGGCCUCUUAAUAAAUCUAUUUAAGGACAUGUAAUCUCUAACAUGAAAAUCAUGAAACUAACGGUACAAGUGUUUUCUUGUUAAAAUUAUUAUUUUUGUUUUUAAAUUAUAAUUAUUUUUUAUAUUCAUGAUCAUCGUAUUAGAGAUUACGUGUCCUUAAAAGUUUAUUGCAAAAUCGAUUUAUUAAUAGGCCGGCAUUACCAUAUAUGCGGGCUUGGGCGCAUAAAAAUCGGGUCCUUCUAAUUAUUAAGAGGACAUUGUGAACUUAAAACAGCAAAGCAGAAUCAUGAGAUAACCCAAUGUCUUCUUAUGCUUUAGAGCAAGAAGGAGAAGAAACCCUGAAUCCCAUUCCUCUAACCCUAAUCUCCUUUCAGAAGUGCACUCUAGGCUGCCCAAUCCUUGACUCCUUCUUCAAUGGCGGAAUCCCUUGUGGCUCUAUAACUGAGCUUGUUUCAGAGAGCUCGUGUGGAAAAACCCAACUCUCUCUGCAACUUCUUCUCUGCUCUCUCCUCCCUCGCUCUCAUGGUGGUCUCAACUCAACCUCUCUCUACAUUUUCUCAGAGCCUCCUUUCCCCUUUCGUCGCCUCAAAACUCUCUCUGCAACAUUCAAGCACCCAAACCCUAGCCCCAGCUUCGACCCCUGUGACCACAUCCUCGUUCAUGGAGUCCAGACUUCUGAAGAGCUUCUAGAGUUCCUGGAUCGAGUUGAAACCCUAAUUUCUCAGCCUCUGAUAAGGCCUGUGAAGCUGGUUGUAUUGGACUCCGUUGCUGCCCUUUUUAGGUCUGAGUUCGACAACCACCUAGCUGAUCUAUCUCGAAGGUCUUCUCUCUUCUUCAAGAUCGCUUCAAAGCUCAAGGCUUUAGCGUCGAAAUUCGAGGUCGCCAUUGUUGUUACAAACCAGGUGGUUGAUUCAGUGGGUCUGGAGGGUUUGAAUGAAGUGCAGGUUGGGAACUACAGUUGUUUGUUCUCGUCAGGGAGAAAGGUUUGCCCUGCUUUGGGCUUAUCUUGGGCUAACUGCGUCAAUUCUAGGGUUUUUCUCUCGAGGGAUGAGGAGAAAGUUGCAGACAACAAAAUGUGGGGUUCUAAUAGUCAAGCUUUGUCAGAGAAUGGUGGUUUUGAGGAUGGUUAUGGUGAUUUUCGAACACGAACCAGAAGGAAAAUGCAGGUUGUUUUUGCCCCCCAUUUGCCAAAGUUUUCUUGUGAGUUUGAGAUCAGGAGAGAUGGGGUUUUUGGGGUGAAGCCGUGAAACCUCUGGUUUUAUAUUUUUGAGGAAAUAGCUGAAAGCACUAUAAGAUCUUACCAGUGAAAUGUGAGGUGCUUCCUCUAUUUAAAGAAGAGGCUAAAGAGGAGGGGAAUUGAGGGUAUUUGUUAGUUUUGUGGCAUAUAUUU